Messenger RNA from Phragmites australis (common reed), 2753 nucleotides. RefSeq names its product subtilisin-like protease SBT1.8. Gene Ontology annotation, molecular function: serine-type endopeptidase activity. The transcript is spliced from 2 exons. Gene Ontology annotation, biological process: proteolysis. The record is from RefSeq and is a predicted model, not a curated record. NCBI's taxonomy places the organism in Eukaryota, Viridiplantae, Streptophyta, Magnoliopsida, Poales, Poaceae. Bases 165 to 2477 code for a protein of 770 amino acids.
UGAAAUUAGGCUUUAGAAUUAUGUUGAUGUACAUAUAUAGAAAAAGAGAAAAAAGUUCAAAAGGAGUAAGUGUCUACAGUGGGUCGUUUGAUGCCAUCUGGUUCUUUAUUUGAACCGGACGCCUCGCACGGACUCACUUCACUCCCUCACACUCCAUAGUCGCCAUGCUCCCCAUGCAGCAACCGCUCAUUCUCUUCCUCCUCCUCUUCGUCGUCUCGACCACCUAUGCCCUCGCCUCCGGCGCCGACGCCGAUGCCGGCGCGGCAACCUACAUUGUCUACCUGAACCCCGUGCUCAAGCCGUCCCACUAUGCCACGCACCUCCAUUGGCACCACGCCCACCUCGACUCCCUCUCCCUGGACCCGUCUCGCCACCUCCUCUACUCGUACACCACGGCCGCGCCGUCCGCAUUCGCCGCCCGACUCCUCCCAUCCCACGUUGCGGCGCUCCGCAGCCACCCCGCUGUUGCGUCGGUCCAUGAGGACGUCCUCCUCCCGCUCCACACCACGCGCUCCCCUUCGUUUCUCCACCUCCCGCCGUACAAUGGGCCUGAAGCGGACGGCGGGGGUUCCGACGUUAUCAUCGGCGUGCUCGACACCGGCGUCUGGCCCGAGAGCCCCAGCUUCGGGGAUGCCGUUCUGGGACCCGUGCCGUCUCGGUGGCGCGGGAGCUGCGAGACCAAUGCCACCGACUUCCCCUCCUCAAUGUGCAACCGCAAGCUCAUUGGCGCCCGCGCCUUCUUCCGGGGCCUCUCGGCGAGCGGUGGGAAUGGCUCUCGCAUCAGUUCUGACCUCAUGUCGCCAAGGGACCGUGACGGGCACGGCACGCACACCGCGUCCACGGCAGCCGGGGCCGUCGUGGCCAAGGCAAGCCUCUUCGGGUACGCGUCGGGCACGGCUCGGGGCAUGGUUCCCGGGGCACGCGUCGCGGCGUACAAGGUGUGCUGGAGGCAGGGGUGCUUCAGCUCUGACAUUCUGGCGGGCAUGGAGCAGGCCAUCGAUGACGGCGUAGAUGUGCUCUCGCUGUCGCUCGGUGGCGGCGCGUUCCCGCUAUCGCGCGACCCCAUCGCAAUCGGCGCGCUCGCGGCCACCCGCCGCGGCAUCGUCGUCUCGUGUUCCGCGGGGAACAGCGGGCCGUCCCCGUCGUCCCUGGUGAACACUGCCCCGUGGAUAAUCACGGUCGGCGCGGGCACGCUCGACCGAAACUUCCCGGCGUACGCCGAGCUCGGAAACGGCGAGACCCACGCCGGCAUGUCUCUCUACUCUGGCGAUGGGCUCGGUGACGACAAGUUCCCUAUGGUGUACAACAAGGGCAUCCGCGCGGGCAGCAAUGCGAGCAAGCUCUGCAUGGAGGGCACGCUGGACGCCGCGGUGGUGAAGGGCAAGGUGGUCCUGUGCGAUCGGGGCGGCAACUCGAGGGUGGAGAAGGGGCAGGUAGUGAAACAGGCCGGCGGUGUCGGGAUGGUGCUCGCGAAUACCGCCCAGAGCGGCGAGGAGGUCGUGGCGGACAGCCACUUGCUCCCGGCGGUCGCCGUCGGCGCCAAGAGUGGCGACGCCAUAAGGAGGUACGUGGAGUCGGACGCCAACGCGGAGGUGGCGCUAACCUUCGCCGGCACCGCGCUCGACGUGCGCCCGGCGCCGGUGGUGGCCGCGUUCAGCUCCCGUGGGCCGAACAGGCAGGUGCCGCAGCUACUCAAACCGGACGUGAUCGCCCCGGGGGUGAACAUCCUUGCCGGGUGGACAGGGUCCCUCGGGCCGACCGGGUUGAUCGCCGACGAGCGGCGGUCGCCGUUUAACAUCUUAUCAGGGACAUCCAUGUCGUGCCCGCACAUCAGCGGCCUCGCGGCGUUCGUGAAGGCGGCGCACCCGGACUGGAGCCCCAGCGCCGUCAAGUCUGCGCUCAUGACCACCGCGUACACCGUCGACAACACCGGCUCGCCCCUCCUCGACGCCGCGACCAACGCCACGGCCACGCCGUGGUCCUUCGGCUCCGGCCACGUGGACCCCGUCAGGGCCCUUUCCCCGGGCCUCGUCUACGACGCCUCCGUCGACGACUACGUCGCUUUCCUCUGUACCGUCGGCGUCUCGCCGCAGCAGAUCCAGGCUAUCACGGCGGCGGGCCCGAACGUGACGUGCACGCGCAAGCUGUCCAGCCCCGGGGACCUCAACUACCCGUCCUUCUCCGUCGUGUUCGCCCGGGGGUCGCGCAGCACCGUGAAGUACCGGCGCGAGCUGACCAACGUCGGGGACGCCGGAGCCGAGUACACCGUCAAGGUCACCGGCCCCAGCGACGUCAGCGUGAGCGUCAAACCGGCGAGACUCCUGUUCAGGCUGGCCGGGGGCAAGCUCAGGUACACCGUCACGUUCAAGUCCGCGAACGCCAGGGGGCCCAUGGACCCCGCCGCGUUCGGGUGGCUGACGUGGAGCAGCGACGAGCACGAGGUCCGGAGCCCGAUAUCGUACUCGUGGGGGAUGUAGCACUGGUCGCUAACUAAACCAGCAUUUAGCCGUGCCGGUGGAGUGAUCGGCGGCGAUGAUGGGAGUGUUCCGGCGGCCGGAAAAAUUCUGUCUUCAGGCGAAGCUAGGCGCCCGUCAAUAAUGAUCUGAAUUUUGCUUGCUUCGCGAUUCAUUCACCAACUCGGAAUUGUAUAAGGCUGUAUUGAUUCGUUGUAUCAGCUGCCAGCCCAGCAAGUUACUGUAUCUCUUGAUCGAAUAUAAUCAGCUGCUGCCCGUGUUCUUAAUGGUUUUGUACUA